Messenger RNA from Corticium candelabrum, 1458 nucleotides. RefSeq lists its product as uncharacterized. The record is from RefSeq and is a predicted model, not a curated record. Bases 1 to 1458 code for a protein of 485 amino acids. NCBI's taxonomy places the organism in Eukaryota, Metazoa, Porifera, Homoscleromorpha, Homosclerophorida, Plakinidae. The transcript has a single exon.
AUGAAUUGCAUGAGACCGAAAUUAAAUUGUGGCUUAAAGCAAGUUGUAUCUAGACCUCCCUACUUUCAGGUAGUUGAACUUAGCAAUUUCCUAGCCUAUCUGGAAAAUGUGGUGUCUUGUUUUUGCUCUGAUGUUGGCAAAACUCGGAAGUCAAAAAUAGUGCACGACACUCACUUACCCACUAUUGUGACAGACUUGGUUGAAAAAUCACUUGAUUUGAAAUGUCUUGAUGCUGUUGAGUUGCAUAAUGUGUUUGCCCAUUGUCCCAAGUCACUUGACAAACCAACUAGAAGUGACCUGCUAGACAUAAGAAAUGCUGGUAGGAGACGGUUGGUUUCUUAUGUAAGGCAAUAUGCUUUAUGUCCUCCUACAGAAGUUCCAGGAAAAUGCAGUAGACAAAAACUCCGGACGUUUACCACCCGUACAUCGAUUUCAAGAGAGAAAGCUAAAGUGCAGAAAGCUACUCGUUUGCUGGAAAAUGCAUAUGCACAUGUGAUUCAUAGUGGAGUUGCCCUUGCCCAGACCUGUCCAUUACCACUCGCAAUAGCAAUGGGCAAGGGUGAAAUUCGCCAACGACCCAAAAGUUCAAUCACGCUAGCGUUUGUCAGGGAUCCUGUUUUGGCACCAAUCUUUGCUACUACAUGCUCUCUUUUGACAGCCAAUCAAACUGCAUUUGACUUUGUUAUUGACUUCCUUCGGGUUCUUCAUCAGCCCCCUCCAUCUCAAGGGGUAUCCCUGCUUGAAUUUUGUCAAUACAUGUGGCAUCAAAUUGUUGUGAAAAUGGGAUUUUUGCGAGGGGCUGGUAGGGUUACUAUUGUCAUUGACAAACCAAAAUUUCUGCCUCCCCCUAGGCAAUUGCUUCAUUCAGUGAGGCAAAAGAAAGUUGGUGUCGAAAGCAAGUCAUCUUAUCAGUUUCCGUCACCGUCUGAGAAAAUGCCUCUUGGCAAAGAGUAUGCCUGUGCCUUGGCAACACCAGAUUUCAAAGCAGUCCUGAUAGAGUUUGCUGCUGAGACAUUCAUGCAGUUAGCUAUGGAAGAGCUUCAUGUUGGACAGUCUGUUUUGAUUGACUCUCCGUCUUUUGAGCAACCAUUGUUGCUGUCACCUGGGGGUAGGUGUGAGAAAUUACCCAAAAACCAGAAAGGGGAAGGGGAUCAAGGUGUUUGGUACCACUCUUGUAAGAGCCCCUUUUCUGCAGUAAUAGUGUUUGCUCAUGAUACGGACAUCUGGAUGGGUGGACUGGCAUUAGAUGAGCCGGGAUAUUUUUCUGACAAGUUGGUAUAUGUUGAGCUAAGACCAAAUUCAGAAUUUGUUACCAUAAGUGGAAUAUCAAGUGUUAUGAAAUCUCACCCUAAUUUGCAAAAUCUGUCGCACCCUGUUGCAUGUCUUCUCGCGGUGUACACUCUCAGUGGUACUGACUACGUAAGCUCAUUUUUGGAGUGUCACAUCAUGGUGCUGUAA